AUGGGCUCACCGGAAACCGCCACGUCUCUUCCGGUCAUCCUCCUCCACCGCCCGCCUGAGUUAGACUCUUCCCCGAUCAUCCCUCGACUUAAGGACUUCUACCGGGUCAUCGACCCGCACGAAGAAUCCGACUCCGACCCGUCCGCUCAGACCCUAUUCCGGUCGGUCCGGUUACUCCUCUGCUUGGCUCGUCCUCCGGUUACCUCCGACGUCUUGGACCGAUACCCUUCUCUUGAGCUCGUGAUCGCUACCAGCGCCGGCAUAGACCAUAUCGACCUAGCCGAGUGCCGCCGGCGGGGUAUCAAAGUCACGGGAAAUGCCGGAGUGUUUUCCGACGAUGUUGCCGAUUACGCCGUCGGGCUUUUGAUUGACGUCCUCCGACGGGUCUCUGAAGCUGAUAGGUUCCUCCGGGCCGGGUUAUGGCCUGUCAAGGGAGAAUUCCCUCUUGGAUCAAGGGUAGGAGGCAAACGAGUUGGAAUUGUAGGAUUGGGAAGCAUUGGCAUGCGAGUGAGCAAGAGGCUUGAGGCCUUCGGUUGCGUAGUUGCUUACAAAUCCAGGAAGAUAAACCCAAAUGUGUCGUACCCUUACUAUGCAGAUAUUCUGGAACUUGCUUCUUGGAGUGACAUUCUAAUUCUUUCCUGCUCCUCUACAAAAGAGACAUACCAUAUUGUCGACAAGGGCGUGAUGAAAGCCUUGGGGAAGAAAGGUAUCAUUAUCAACAUUGGCAGAGGAGCCCUGAUCGAUGAAGAAGAGUUGGUGCGGAUGUUAUCGAGCGGUGAGAUAGGUGGUGCCGGACUUGAUGUGUUUGAGAAUGAACCUGAAGUGCCAAAACAACUGUUUGAAAUGGAGAACGUGGUUUUAUCUCCGCACCGGGCUGUUCUAACCCCAGAAUCAUUUGCAGAAUUACAGAAGGUGAUCAUGCAUAAUUUGGAAGCUUUCUUCUCCAAUAAGCCUUUGAUGGGUGAACUCGACAUUGAAUGA
Messenger RNA from Oldenlandia corymbosa var. corymbosa, 981 nucleotides. The record is from the annotation of a GenBank genome assembly. NCBI's taxonomy places the organism in Eukaryota, Viridiplantae, Streptophyta, Magnoliopsida, Gentianales, Rubiaceae.